AUGCCUGCCUUUUGGUUCGCUACUUACUAUCAUCGCGGUUAUCACGAGAACAUCCGGUCCGAUAUCGCCAAUACAAGCGGUUAUCGAUUUAUCAGGCAUAGGCAGCGCAAGAAGCGCAUCGAAGAUUUGGACUCUGUUUAUCACGAACCUGUGAACAAAAAUGAUGCCGAGAUACUCUCCCGACCGAUAGCGGAUUUGGUUGCAAGUGUACAGAGCGGAGCAUACAACCCAUCCGAUGUUUUGGUGGCGUACGGCAAGCAAGCACUGAGAGCUCAUGCCAAGACCAAUUGCCUCUCUGAGGUUAUGAUCGCUUCGGCGGAAACUUGGGCAAAGGAAUGUAACAAGAACGGUCCAUUAGCCGGAGUUCCGGUCAGUCUAAAAGACUCGAUAGGCGUUAAAGGAUGGGACUCAACUAUCGGGUAUUCUGCAUGGGUUGGGCAGCCCAUGAAAGAAGAUGGCCAACUCGUUCGGCUUCUUCGAGACGCAGGUGCUGUUCCAUUUGUCAAGACCACGAUACCCAUCACCCUGCUUUCAUUCGAAUCGUCGUCGGACUUGUUUGGUCGCACGACCAAUCCACACAACCCUGCUUAUUCUCCUGGUGGAUCAUCUGGUGGCGAGGCAGCUCUGCUUGCAUUUGGCGGGUCACGGAUAGGACUCGGAACGGACGUUGCAGGUUCCGUACGCACACCUUCCCAUUAUUCUGGUGUCUAUACUAUCCGAUCGUCGACUACUCGAUUCCCGAAGUUGGGAGGAACCACAAGCAUACCUGGCCAAGAAGGCGUAGCGGCAGUAUGCUCUCCCAUGGCACGCACACUUGCAGACCUCGAAACAUUUUGGAAAGCUGUCGUGAUGCAGAAGCCUUGGGAUUAUGACCAUACUUGUAUAAACCUCCCGUGGAGAGAGGUUGAUCUUAGCAAGAAGAAGUUGAAAUGGGGCGUGAUGUGGGAUGAUGGCGUCGUCCUGCCUUCUCCCGCGUGUAAGCGGGCACUAUCGUCUGUUGUGGAGACACUCCAGAAUCAUGGACAUGAAGUUUUCACGAUACCUGCUCCAAGCCCCUACGAAGGACUGAAAAUCGCCUUUCAGCUUCUCCUUGCUGAUGGAGGCAAGACGGUAAUGCAGCCAUUCCAGCUAGGUGAAACCAAUGAUCCUGGCGUUAGCCAAGCUAGAAUCAUGUUUUCUCUCCCUCACUGGAUGCGGCGGCUGUACGUUUGGUAUCUCCGCUACGUACGAGGUGAUGAGAUGUAUGCGGGCCUAGUGGAGGGAUGCUACGAGAAGAGUAUUACGGAAUACUGGCCUUUGGUCGCUCAGCGCGAGGCUUAUCGCCGGCGAUGGUUCGAUAUGUGGAACGAGUAUGAUUUGGACUUCCUGUUGACUGUUCCGAACGCGCUCCCGGCGGUCCCACACGGGGGAAUGAAAGAAGGAUACAAGUCCUGCGGCUAUACAUUUCUAUUCAAUCUGCUGGAUUAUACGGCAGGUGUCCUUCCGGUGACCCAUGUCAGUGAGAAAUUGGAUGCGCUAGAAGGAUUCAAGCCGCGGAACGCGGUCGAAGCGGGCGCUUAUAAGGACUAUGACUCUGCCAAGAUGAAUGGGCUGCCCGUCGGUGUUCAAGAAGAGAAAGUCAUGGAAGGGAUGAAGCUGAUCGAGAAACUCUUGAGGGAAGAUGGUAAAGCAUACGAGUUGCUCAACAUGUAA
Messenger RNA from Desarmillaria tabescens, 1692 nucleotides. RefSeq names its product amidase signature enzyme. Bases 1 to 1692 code for a protein of 563 amino acids. The transcript is spliced from 11 exons. Lineage: Eukaryota; Fungi; Basidiomycota; Agaricomycetes; Agaricales; Physalacriaceae. The record is from RefSeq and is a predicted model, not a curated record.